CCGGUGAGACCUCAUCUGCUUCCCUGACAGACUUGAGAGGCUGCUGGACUCUAGACCACCCACCUCCCAAUUGAGGAAACCGAGGCAGAGGAGGCUCAGACCAUGGCCUUGUGGAGUGCUCAACGCCCCCUGGGAUCCUGCAAGACCCUCAGCCUCCUGUUCCUGCUUCUCAGCUUCGAGUGGGUGCUACUCUCCAGGGCCCAGACUGCAGACACAGGACAGGGAGUCAUGAUGCCGUGGCUGCAACGCACCUCCCAGGACCUGUCCUGGCAGCGGUCCGAGCCGACCAUCAUCUUCCCAAGGGCACUGCAGGUCACAGAGAAGAAGGCCUGCCCCUCUGGGAAGGAGACCCAUGUGGUGGAUGAAAACCUCGCAUUCUAUGAGGAAUGGGAGCUGGAAGCCUGUGUGGACGGGGCCCUGCUGGCUGAGCAGAUGGACCGGGUGAAUGCGAUUCCCUUCACCUACCAGCAGCUUGACAUUUUUAAGCACAAAUUGGAUGAGUUCUACCCACAGGGGUAUCCCGAGUCCCUGAUCCAGCACCUGAAUUACUUCUUCCUUGAGGUCACCCCCCAUGACAUCCACAAGUGGAACGUGACAUCCCUGGAGACUGUGAAAUCUCUGCUUAAAGUCAGCAAAGGGCGCAAAAUGGAUGCUCAGGUGGCUGCCCUGAUUGCCCGCUAUCUGGUGGGAGGUGGCCAGCUAGAUAAGGCCACCCUGGACACUCUGGCCAGCUUCCAUCCUACCUACCUCUGCUUCCUCAGUCCUGAGCAGCUGAGCUCUGUGCAACAAGAUGCGGUCUGGACGGCUAUGCCCCAGGACCUGGUCUCCUGCCACCCACUGCAGAUGGAUAUACUCUAUUCCAAGGCCCGCAUCGCCUUCCAGAACAUGAGCGGGUCCGAAUACUUUGCGAGGAUCAAGCCAUUCCUGGCUGGGGCCUCCACGGAGGACCUGCGGGCUCUCGUUCCGCAGAACAUAAGCAUGGACAUAGCCACAUUCAAGACGCUGCGGAAAGAGGUCUUGCUGCCACUGACCAUUGCCGAGGUGCGAAAACUUCUGGGUCCAAACCUGGCGGAGCUGAAGGUGGAGGAGGGGAAUAGCCCCGUGCGGGACUGGAUCUUCCGGCAGCGGCAGAUUGACCUGGACAGCCUGGGGCUGGGGCUCCACGGUGGCAUCCCCAAUGGAUACCUGGUCCUAGACCUCAACUUCAGAGAGGCCCUCUCCGGGAGCCCCCACCUCCUUGGACCUGGACCUGUGCUCACUGUGAUCCCGACUCUGCUCUUGGCUUUGAUCCUGAACUGAGCCCGCUGCCACUGAGGACUGGGCCCUGCUGUGGAGACCCUGCCUGGUGACAGCAGGCCUGGGUUAUUCCUGCCGCACCCAGGGGACUGGAGCUCAAUAAAAGAGAACCUGUUCCCCC
Molecule: messenger RNA, 1417 nt
Organism: Pteropus alecto (black flying fox)
Lineage: Eukaryota; Metazoa; Chordata; Mammalia; Chiroptera; Pteropodidae
Product: mesothelin
Exons: 11
Coding region: 103-1299 (398 amino acids)
Biological process (GO): cell-matrix adhesion
Cellular component (GO): cell surface
Source: RefSeq, a predicted model, not a curated record